CACGGCCGGCUGGCCCGACGUUCCCAUUGGCGGUGGGGGACUUCUCUUGUUCGCAUCGCCCCGCCUUUUGGAACGUCCCGACUCCCACGGAGCUUGUGUUGAGUUGGGAGGCGACGGGGCCGGAGGAGGACGAACACCUCCUGGACCCUAAUCCCUCGGGUGCCCCAAAACCGGCAGGGAAUGAAGAGGAUGCUGGCAGUUUGAGGGAAAUCCUCUGCUCACUUGCACGGCGGUUAAGCACAAGGUUACGGGGCUUUGUGGGCUCAGCCUGGACUUGGCCAAGAAGCCCUGCGCCGGAGCGAUGGCCGCCGAGUUGAGGCCCGAGACGCAGCUGGAAGAGAUGGUGUGGGAGCCUUAUGCCCACGUGGUGGCUCUCCGUUCCGCCACAGGUUUGGAGGUGAAGCUGGGCUCUUUGGCUCUGCUACUGGUGGUGACCCUCUUGUGUGGGUUCCUUCCUCUGUGGGUCUUCCGGCGGCCGGGAGCCACAACCAGCUCGUCAGAUUCCCGAAGGAAGGUUUUAAGCCUGGUGAGCUGUUUCGCUGGAGGUGUCUUCCUGGCUACGUGUCUCCUGGACUUGAUCCCCGAUUACCUUGCCGGUAUUAAUGAGGCCUUCAAUAACUUGAGAGUCACGCUCCAUUUCCCCCUGCAGGAGUUCAUCUUGGCCAUGGGCUUCUUCCUAGUCCUGGUCCUGGAGCAGAUUGUCCUGGCCUACAAAGACCCGGCGGGAUCCCUUGAAGAGACCCAGGCCCUCCUUGGGGCGGCCACGAAUCCCUCCACCUCCAUCCAGGACCAGAGCUGGCCCGACGGGCCUCUGGCGCACCAGCACGGCCGGGACCGCCCCCACGUCCACGUGGACUUCAAUGCCCACUCGGCCAUCCGCUCGAUCGUCCUCCUCCUGGCCCUCUCGCUGCAUUCUGUCUUCGAGGGGCUGGCCGUGGGGCUGCAGGAGGAGGGGGCCCAGGCGCUGGAGAUCUGCCUGGCCCUGCUGAUCCACAAGGGCGUCAUCGCCUUCAGCCUCAGCCUCAAGCUCCUGCAGGGGCGGCUGCGCCCCCGCGUGGUGGCCGCCUGCCUCGUCCUCUUCGCCAUCAUGUCCCCCCUGGGCAUCGGGCUGGGCGUGGUGCUGACGGAGACCCCCAUGGCGGCCCUCCACCAGCUGUCGCGCUGCGUCCUCGAGGGCCUGGCCACCGGCACCUUUGUGUACAUCACCUUUCUGGAGAUCCUGCCCCACGAGCUCAACUCGUCCGAGCAGCGCAUCCUCAAAGUCAUCGUCCUCCUGGCAGGUUUCGCACUCGUCACCAGCAUCCUGUUCAUCAAGAUCUGAGCAGGAGGAGGAGCAGCGUGGGUUGUGGGCGGGCGAAGAGAUGCCCUCGAUCUGUGUCCUAAACUCACUCAGGGAUCCCUUCGGACCCAAUCCGCGCAGGGCUUUGACUUUCAGAAACUCGAGGGAGAAGGCUGAACCCAAGGCAGGCAAGCAAUAAUUUUCACAGACAUCCCCAAAGAUCUCCCCCAGAGGCAAAAAUAGCAGAAAACAGAGACAGUCUGGUGACAUGGAAGGGAGAGGGCAACAACACACACACGCUAUUCCUGGGAAAACCCCCACAAGCCUGGUUUUUUGUUUUGUUUUGUUAUCCCCUCCAGGAAUUCAUCCUACUCCGUUGAUUUCCCCCUGCUGGUGGCGUUCCUAUAUGUUAGAACCUAGGUCCAAAACUUGGGAUAAACAGGCUUAUCUCCUUUUUAAAGAUUCUACCCUCUUCCUCUCAAAAUAGGAACGCUGUUUUAGACCUGCACUCUGGCUGUUUCCACAAUCUCAGGUGCCCUUUGGGCCUAGCUGUGCUCUAGGCCUGCUUGCCUGGGGCGCCUCUGCAGUUGGGCACAAGGUCAGAGUGUUUGGUGGGGUGUUAAGUGCUUACGCCCUCUUGUGAGUACGUAGCUAUGAAAAUAAAACCAUAGCCAAAUUUGGCGUGGGGAUGGCUUGACAAUCCUUCCCUGGGUUUUAAGAAUUAAGCAGGUCUCAGAAACGGGCAGUCAGGCUGUAUCUUGUCACCCUCUGCAUGCUGGAACAAGGGCUCUUGCGGCAGCAGAGGGGAGAGUUCGAAUGCUGCGCCCUGGAGGAAUCACAACACAACUGCUGUGCGAUUGGAAUAUUGUUGCACCGGCUGGUGGCAUGGUCUUUCGUGCAACUGAGUUGUCACCACCCCUCCUUAUGUGUUUCCUUGCACAACCACACCCCCUCCGGUGUGAUUGAUAUCUCAAAGUGAUGUACCCAGGGCUCUUGUACACAACUUUUUGCCACGUUUUACAAAUCAGCAUGUGUGGCAGGGGGUCUCUCGUUUGUGCUUUUUUAGAAAAAUACAACCACACAACAAACUGGUUUCUGGUGCCAAAAUACUUCUCUGCCAUCUCCACAGCUCGUUAACCGCCUUGCCUUAAAAUGUUGGUGCCUUGACUGUUUCAAAAGGGCUCACCAACCGUGUGUUUGUGUGUGUGUGUUUUGUACCGUGUGGUUGGUUGGGUUGAGUGAGUCAAACACUUUUAAAUUUUGGUUGCCUCCUUUCCUUGACCAGCCCAAGCACUUUGGGGGGAACAUUACAAGGCCACCUUUGGGGUUUUUUUGUGUGUGUGUGGGGGGGAAUUCUUGCAUUCCCUGUCUUAAGUGCCAAAGGUUUUUUUCUCACCUGCCCGGGGUGGGGUAAUUCGGUGGGUUUUGCUCAAGUGAAAGUUGCACAAAACCGGUGUUGUGGAUUGACGCAGACGCAGCUUUUAUUGGGGGAAAUGAUCCUCUUCCAUUGAGGCACCUGAGGCUGAGAGAGACAAUGUAAAAUAGCUGUGUUCAUGCAUCUGCUGUAAGCUUGCUUGAUACAGAGAAAAUCAUCUAGGAGGUAUCUUUCAUUAAACUGACAUGUUUUAGGAACAA
Molecule: messenger RNA, 2914 nt
Organism: Podarcis raffonei (Aeolian wall lizard)
Lineage: Eukaryota; Metazoa; Chordata; Lepidosauria; Squamata; Lacertidae
Gene: SLC39A1
Product: solute carrier family 39 member 1
Exons: 4
Coding region: 302-1321 (339 amino acids)
Biological process (GO): zinc ion transmembrane transport
Cellular component (GO): plasma membrane
Molecular function (GO): zinc ion transmembrane transporter activity
Source: RefSeq, a predicted model, not a curated record